Molecule: messenger RNA, 1389 nt
Organism: Aspergillus melleus
Lineage: Eukaryota; Fungi; Ascomycota; Eurotiomycetes; Eurotiales; Aspergillaceae
Product: velvet factor family protein
Exons: 2
Coding region: 1-1389 (462 amino acids)
Source: RefSeq, a predicted model, not a curated record
AUGUCGAGGACCCCAUUACAAUGGCACACUGCACAACCAAAUGGCUGGUACUUUGACGGAAGGCGGCGUGUCUCUGAUGAUGAGAAUCAGAGGCUGCCCUCGCCAUCUAAUAACCCCUACUCGACAACACAGCAGCCGCCACAGUUCCUCCAUCCUGAGAACCGGGGCUACGAUCCCACGAUGAUCAGCCCGUCGCAGUCUCGAACGUCCGUUUAUGGGCGACCCCGAGAAAGCGCAGCAGAGCCGGGGGUCACGUUUUCUUCGGGCAGCACGAGCGCCAUGGCUCAGCACGGCGUACAGCGCUCGAGUGUGUUGAAAGGCGUGGACUAUAGCGGGACGCAUGGCUCUUACGACCAUCGUGGCUCUAUAGGGUCUAGCGGACGAGUGAAUGAUAUGGACUCUCAAUAUAGCAGCAGUUCCACUACCUUUCCGAGUCCGGUUCAUUCAGACAAGAGCAUGGCCCUCUAUUCUCAGAAUGUGCCUUUUGCAAAGCAGCAGCAACUACCACCGCCACGUCCGCAACAGCCUUCACAACGACAUACCACAUCCAGCAUGCCCAUAGGCUUUGAGAAACUACUCAACCAUUCGCCAUCUCCCCCUCCCCCUCCUCUUCCUCCGCCCAGACGGCCAUCCUCAUCCUCGCGUUAUCACCUCCACAUCCGGCAACAGCCUCUCGCAGCCCGAGCAUGCGGCGCCGGCGACAGAGAUCGUCGACCUGUCGACCCACCGCCCAUCAUCCAGAUGCUUCUCACAGACUUCGACCCCCAGUCUGAGGCUGACUCGGACAUCCUGCAGGAUCCGCGCUUCGCAGUAGGCUGCCUCCUAGUUCCUGUAUCUGCUUCAUCCGACAUCGACGCCGAGCCGGGGCUUCGCGACGACUAUCCCGCCCAGAGAGAUGCAGGAAGCGGAGGCGGAGGCGGCCAAACCACACCUCUUCUCUCGGGCAAGGCGUUCGUCUCGCCUUUCUACGUCGACGCAGACCCCGACCCAGAUACCGCCCCAGUCCACCCAUCCAGCAGCAUCAUCGAGUCCCUCUACAACACCGGGACUACAGCCAAAACCCCCUUCAUCCUCCCCAACCCCAACCCACCAAGCAAGACCAACACGUCCAUCCCCGCCACCUUCUACAUAUUCUCCGACCUCUCCGUCCGCACGGCCGGUCUGUAUCGACUCCAGUUCCGGCUUAUGAACUGGGGCAAUGUCGAAGAUACUGGCAAAUCUAUGCCCAUCCUCGCGGAGACCUGGUCCGAUCCGUUUCGCGUUUAUCCGGCGAAAGACUUUCCGGGUAUGCGGGACUCGUCGGCGCUCACGAGGGGUUUGAAGGAGCUGGGAUUUGUGGAGCUUAAAACGCGCGGAAGAGGUGAGGGGAAGGGCAGGAGGGCAAGAUGA